Molecule: messenger RNA, 2853 nt
Organism: Cyprinodon variegatus (sheepshead minnow)
Lineage: Eukaryota; Metazoa; Chordata; Actinopteri; Cyprinodontiformes; Cyprinodontidae
Gene: arap2
Product: ArfGAP with RhoGAP domain, ankyrin repeat and PH domain 2
Exons: 16
Molecular function (GO): protein binding; GTPase activator activity
Source: RefSeq, a predicted model, not a curated record
AAAAAAAAAAAAGACUGUAGGGAAGUAAAGGUGAGCGGAUCAAUGCCGGAAGUUUCCUCCAGUCUUGAAGCUGCAGUGUAAGGAUGGACUUCUUGUUCUUAGCAUCUAACUAGAACUUCAGACGUGAGACUAGAGCACCAUGUCGGAGUCUCCGGAGCCCAGAUACGAAAUUGAGGAGUGGUUGCUAGCCCUCCGCUUAUCGCAGUACAUCUCCAUUUUCCAAGAGUCUGGAUAUCAGGUUGUGGAAGACUGCAGAGGACUCACAGAUGAGCGACUUAUUGAAAUUCAAGUUCUCCCAACCGGCCACCGGAAACGCAUCCUUCGAAGUUUGGAGGCACUAGGAUUACAGAACGAGGAUGGAAAGACAGUAAAAAGCGAGCAGGAAAUUCAGGAGAGUGUUGGAGAUGAAAGGAAGCCACGGCUCUACCCAAGACAUGUUUUCUUAAAGGAUAGAGGAAAGGCAGAGUCCUGCCAGCACAACCAACCAAAGGAGAAUAUGGAGUAUAAUAUGGAAGCUCAAGAUACCAUUCCAGACCGCCAAAAUGUUGUUCCACCUGUACCUGCUCCACGUAACCUCCCACUUACACAGUCAUCUCUAUACUCAAGUACCUGUGUUUCCAUCUCCAAGCUUUCAAGUAGCAGUAGUGAAUCUCUUCUCAACUCUGAAAUACCCUCUGAUUGGGAGGUCCCUUUAGGAGAGCAAUGUCAUUCCAACUUUGCUACUGAUAACCUACUGUCAGUGCGGCCUGAGGAUCAAUUCGAUUUUGAUGGAGAAAUGGUUGAAAACUCAAUUUAUGAGACACAUCCAGCAGAACCUCGACCGACCCGCUCCUACAGAUUAAGACACCGGCCUGUUCCUGAGAUCCCAAGUGAAACUGCUAUGCCACCAAUGGAAAGGAGCGCACAAACAACCAGCCCUGAACACCUAACCGGCUCAGAGCGUCCCACCGGUGCAAACGGCAUACAGAAAGCUCCACUUCAAAGAACCUUGACGCCCAUCGUUCCCUACGGAGAAGUAUUCCUGUACAACAACCCUGGCUCAUCUCCGGAAAAAGGGGCCAAAGACGGGUUGCAGAAGGGGUUUAAGGCCAAGAUGAAACAGAAGAAAAAGAGAAAAAAGCAAAAGGAGAAAGGGAGUCCUCCAGCUCCAGCUGUCCAAGGCGACGAUGGAUAUUCGACAGUAAACCUGCAUGCAAGCACGCUACCUGGGGCCGGUCUGCACCCAGCUUUUGCCUUGAUCCCUGAAACUGCCCCAGUCAUUUCGGGGACUAAUGGUCCUGAAGAUGAGUCUUUAGUAAUGGUGGAAUGCGACCUCUACUCAGACUCUGUAAACUCUCGAGAGACUGAAAGCCCACAGCCUGAUAUCUCGCCGUACGCUUGCUUCUACGGAGCUCCCAAACAACAAGUGCUCAAAGUUGGCUGGCUGGACAAGCUGUCACCUCAAGGAAAUUGUGUUUUUCAAAGAAGAUGGGUGAGAUUUGAUGGCGAGAGUCUGGCCUACUACAACAAUGAAAAGGAGAUGUAUUCCAAGGGUCUUAUUCUGGUCAGCGCCAUCAGACAGAUUAAGGGACUGGGUGACAACAAGUUUGAGGUUGUCACGGGUCUUCGAACUUUCACAUUCCGGGCUGAAAAAGAAGGGGAGCGCCAGGAGUGGAUGGAAACUCUUCAGACGGCCACACGCCCCCCCGCCAGCGGCUCCCAGAAGCGCUCCGACAGCCUUCCCCACCUCUCCUCCACAAACAAGCGAGGAUUGCUGGAGCUCCGUGGUUACAAAGGCAGAGUGCUGGUGUCCCUGGCGGGGAGUAAAGUCAGGCUCUGCAAAACAGAACAGGACUUUCGAGCAGGGCUUGGUAUAUGUGAAGUAGAGCUUACCGCUGCUAACAUUAAAGAAGUAGACCGCCGAGGCUUUGAAGUCAACACGCCUUUCAAAAAUUUCUGCUUUGUGGCAGACUCAGAACGGGAGAAGCAGGAGUGGGUCGAGGCGAUCAAUGAAUCAAUUGCGGAGACGCUCUACGACUAUGAAGUGGCGGAGAAGAUCUGGUUCAACCAGGCCAACAGGAGUUGUGCAGACUGUGGUGCAUCCCAGCCGGAGUGGGCAUCAGUAAAUUUGGGUGUGGUCAUCUGCAAGAAGUGUGCAGGACAGCACCGCUCCCUUGGACCAAGUUUGUCAAAAGUACGGAGCUUGAAGCUGGACAGCAGCAUUUGGAGCAAUGAACUUGUAGAGCUCUUCCUGGAAGUGGGGAACAUGAAUGCUAACAGUUUCUGGGCUGCUAACCUAGUCCUAGAGGAGGAACUCCACAGUGGGGCCUCGGCCGAGCAGCGUGCCUCUUUUGUUCGGCGGAAGUACAGAGAGAGGAAGUACUGCAAGGUCCUUGAAGACUUUAAUGACCUUGAGGAGCUCAAUCAGGCGCUGUGUGCAGCUGUGGUUUCGUCUGACGUGCUGCAGACCAUGGAGUUGGUGUUCAGUGGUGCAGAUGUUAUGUGCGCCACCGGAGAUCCAAUCUACUCCACUCCUUAUCUCUUGGCUCAGCGUGCUGGACAGAAGGUUCAGAUGGAAUUCCUGCAUCAGAACAAACUAUCUGAUUUCCCAAGACUGGGUCAGUGGUCAGAGAAGUCUUCUUUCCCUGAUGUGUCCCUCUUCAUGGAUGGCUUUCUGUAUGUCUCCUCUGGCCCUUCUAAGACAAUGCCGGAUCGACGUGGACGAGACGAAAUGGCACGCCGCUGGUGUACAUUGGAGGGCGGCUUCCUGAGUUAUUAUGAGAAGGAGCGGAGCCCCUCUGCCAUCGGAAGAUUAGAUGUCACCGAAGUGGUCAGCUUGGCUGUCAGUAACUCAGAAACUAUGACUGGAGCGGG